CGCAAAUACUAUGAGACGGUGACUUAAUAUGACGUCACGCGAGUUCGCCUGCAGUAUUGCUUUCCCAAUCAGGAAGGGGUGUGUGCAGUGGCUUGUCUGUGUCAUCGUCUUUUCUGAUCUGUUAUAUCUAGAAAAGAAAGUGCUCAGAAGUUUUCAGCUUAACUUUCAGAAGGAUGACUCUGCAGUGGACGGCGGUGGCCACCUUCCUCUACGUGGAAAUUGGUGUCCUGCUCAUCCUCUGUCUGCCUUUCAUAUCAGCCAAGAGGUGGCAGUCUGUGUUCAGGUUCCGUGUAUGGAAUGCGUUGGCUUCAUUUUGGAACAAAGCCUUCCUCACCAUGAUAAUAAUCCUAAUUGUCCUGUUCCUUGACGCUGUCCGGGAGGUCAGGAAGUACUCGGGGGAGCAGCUCAACCAGAAUUCCAAGCUGCAACCCAAUAUGUUCGACCACCUGCACAUGAAGCUGUUCCGUUCCCAGAGGAACCUCUACAUCUCUGGCUUUUCUCUCUUUCUGUGGCUUGUCAUGAGGCGUGUCAUAAUGCUGAUAAACCAGUUAGCGUCUGUCACGGAGACUGGAGUGGCCCUGCAGACCCAGGCGGAGAAUGCCAACCAGGUGGCCAAGAAGUACAUGGAGGACUGCGAGGAACUCAAAAAGACGCUGGAUGAAGGGAAGACAGGGAGGAAGAUGGAGGAGGGGAAUGCGGUGCUGAAGAAGGAGGUGGAGAAGCUGACUCAGGAGCUGCGGACCACAGAUGAGGCGCUGAAGAAAUCCCAGGCGGAGGUGAAGGCCGUGCGGAGGCAGGCGGAGGGCCUGACGCAGGAGUACGAGAGGCUGCUGCAGGAGCACCAUGUGCUGCAGAAUCUUCAUCAAGGAGAUGAAGGUGACAAGAAGAGCCAGUAAGUCAAGGAGCUUUGAGGUGGAGCCUUCGGUUCACAUGGUGGCGGUUGCCGGCGGAUGAGGGUGGAUGUCCGUGAGAAGGCCCCUAAAGCAGCGCUCAGGAAACCCCUCAGCAUGUUCUCCACGUUUCAGCCCGAGAUGCCCAGCGUUGGGCUGCUUCGGAACGGCAAGCGUUCUCCACAACUCUUCCAGUGUGGACUUUAAUUAUCCACUGGGGAAAAAAAAAUCAUUCAGCUGGAGAAACGUAAAAAAAGGUUCACUUGCUUUCCACAUGUGUUGCUGAUUGUUCAUUGCCAAAAUGGGUUUCCCUCAAAUGGGGCACUUUUGAAUAAUUUUCACUCUUUUAUAGCUCCGAAAUAAGUGCUGUUUGUUUUGUCUACCUAGUUUCGCUUGAUACUGGUUGAUUUUUUUUUUGUACAUUGAUGUUUGACAAUGGUACACUCAGUAGCUGUUAGCUCUGUCCUGUGCGGUUUGAGGUCAGAUCGGAACAAACCGGAGGAUGCCAUCGUCUCGAUGUCGGGCUUUCACAUGGCUGCUGUUGUGGCUCCACUGAGUAUUCGCCAAUUUUGACACAUUUUUGCUGUCAAAGUUGAUAGCUUAAGGAAUGUUUGAUCUAAAAAGGGAACACGGACUGUCAGUAAUGUGAAACAUCUUGCGGUUUUAAUUGCGUGCUUUGAGAUGGGCGAGGCCUGAUUUUGACGAAAUCCUCCAUCCAUUUGUAUUCCGUCACCAUAUUUUUUGGCUUGUGUUCUUACGCCACUGCACAAUCACCUUAAAUGCAGCGAAAACGUCACAUGAGCAAAGGUUUACUCAAUUUUUAAUGAAGAUACCAACAUUCACACGUGUCAUACAUUAAAAUAUUUACAAAGUCUUUUCACAUGGCUGGUGGAUGAGGAUAUGGGGACAUGGCUGUACAGCUUCUCCUCACAUUUUUGGAGGUAAACAGGCUUGGUUUUGUCUGUUUUCGGUCUGCAUGCAUAUAUGACCUUUUAACCCGGCCAGACAUCACUGGCUGAAGCUGUCUGCUGUGUCCACGUCCGUUAGCCCUGAAGCUUCAAGCUCACGUUGAUAGGGCUAACCAUCCUCACCCCACAUUAGCAGCUGGAUAACGCAGUAGAAUGUUAUAUGUUUAGUACUUUACAGGUAUAACAGGACUACCUCUCCUGGGAUUUGAACAAAGAAGCUUCCGAUUACCGGCACAUCCCCUUCACCUCUGUGCCGCCACCUGCACUAAAUUAGCCCUAAUAAUUCAUUUAGCAGUGUGCCUUACAGCAAUGCCAUAUAUGUUCAUUUUUUUCUUAAAUAUUUGUUUUUGAAUUUAGCUUUUUCUUAAUGUAAAAUAAAGAUAAUUUUAAGGCUUU
Molecule: messenger RNA, 2254 nt
Organism: Paramormyrops kingsleyae
Lineage: Eukaryota; Metazoa; Chordata; Actinopteri; Osteoglossiformes; Mormyridae
Gene: bcap29
Product: B cell receptor associated protein 29
Biological process (GO): endoplasmic reticulum to Golgi vesicle-mediated transport; intracellular protein transport
Cellular component (GO): endoplasmic reticulum membrane; endoplasmic reticulum
Source: RefSeq, a predicted model, not a curated record